Molecule: messenger RNA, 5398 nt
Organism: Gilbertella persicaria
Lineage: Eukaryota; Fungi; Mucoromycota; Mucoromycetes; Mucorales; Choanephoraceae
Product: ribosome 60S biogenesis N-terminal-domain-containing protein
Exons: 11
Coding region: 6-5372 (1788 amino acids)
Biological process (GO): maturation of 5.8S rRNA from tricistronic rRNA transcript (SSU-rRNA, 5.8S rRNA, LSU-rRNA); maturation of LSU-rRNA from tricistronic rRNA transcript (SSU-rRNA, 5.8S rRNA, LSU-rRNA)
Cellular component (GO): nucleolus
Source: RefSeq, a predicted model, not a curated record
AUACUAUGAAUAGUAAUACCACUCAGCUUGAGGAAUAUUACAAGACACCCAAAGAGGUCGCUGAAGCUUUGAAAGUCAAAGAUCUUCAAGCGCUUAUUCGAGGUUUAUCUCGUUUAAGAAGUCAACUCGCCAUCGCCGUCAAAGUUCGUGUAGAUCCUACCGAGAAAUACACUCGCCCUCUUGUAGAGUACUGUCAGGCAUGUGCAGAUAGUCACGAUCUCAACAGUUUAUGGGACUAUCAAGCUUCAUCAAACAUUCAAGAUUUGGAGUGCAUGUUACCUGAUAUCAUUGGGUUGUUUAUCAAACUAUCUACUACACCUGUCAUUCGCUCCUAUGGUGUACAGUUAAUCCAGGUUAUUUUACAACGACAAAUGAAGUACAUUUAUCGUGGCAUUUCUUCCAUGCGUAUCCCUCACUGUCAGUCUACUUUCCGAUUAUUGACUUCGAUUGUUUCUUUUAACGAAUCAACUGCCAGAGAUUUUUUCACGACAUUUAACUUUCAAGCAGAAGGAUUUCUGAGAGCUUCAAGGUAUCGUCAAAACAAAAAAGCAAAGAAACCUCAAAGUUAUAUCUACGAUUUGAGAACAAACUAUGUGCAUUUUGUUCUUGCUUUUUUUAGACAUGCAGAUGCUGAAAUCAAAAGACAAGUCCUUGGUAUCAAAGGUCUUGUGAGUGGUGUUUUUAUAGGAAUGGAUGAAGAUGCGUAUCCUCUUAUUGAAGAGAUUCUUUCAGUCGUAUAUGAAAAACUGAUAUUGGACACCAAUGUACCCAGAAGUACAAAAACUUUCUUUUUCUCAUCUUACAUUUUGGAGAAACUUGCCAAGAUCUAUGCUCGUUACGAAGAAGAGGAAACAGGACUGGAAGAGACGGGCAUACCUGCAGAUUUGGUUCACCAUUUUUUGAUUUCGAUUUGUAGUGUACCUGAUGUUGGUAUUUGUUUUAGAGACACUGCUUGGUAUCCAACUCAGAUCAGCCCAGAAACAGCAGCAUCGACAACAACAAUAAACAACAGUCGUAUUACUAAUCGUGUUUUGGCCAAAUUCAUUACCACAUUGAAGCCUUCAGAUGACAUGAGACAACAAGAACUUAUACUCAAGAUUUUGGACGCAUGUCCUGAAUUAGUACAAGAGUAUUGGAGCAAUGCCACAUUGAUGUUUGAACCUCGUAUUUCGAGUAAAUGGCUGGCCAAUAUCACUGUCUUGCAAAAAAUAAUUCAACUUGCUGUCCCUCCUUUGUUUUAUGGAUCAUCACGCAUGUACCCAGCUGAACCACCAGCAGUGGAUACCAUACUAGACAACGUAUUGCCUAAUGCGUUCAAUAGAUCACUUUCUAGUAAAGGUCUUCAACACGCUAGUGCACUUGUUCGUUACACCACCAUGCUUGUGUUAUCUGCAGCCUUUCAGAAAUAUGGUAAGGUAGCACACGCCAUGAAGCAAGUGAUUAUGGCUCUCGAAUCGUCUGAAUUGGAAAACUCCACUGAGCAAAAGCCAUCAGGCAACUGGAAAAAGUGUCUUGAAAGUGUACGUGAAGGUUUACGUCGUCGUAUUCCCGAGAUUCAGACAUUGGUUGCCUUAUACAAGCAAACAACAAACAAAACCAUCCCUGAUGGUUUGGAGCAAGAUGAAUUCGAAGCUCAGAACCAAUUAUUGCAAGACACUGCUUUUAGAUUGAUCCGAUACUACCAAGAGUUUGUUCCUGAAGCUUUAAUGGAGUCGAAUGUGGAUCCUGGAAAUUUUAUUCCUUCAAACAUCUUGUCUGUCAAGCCUGGUACUCUUAUCCACUUGCUCAAGCUCUUUUUGAGUAUGCCUGAUUUUGACUGGACUUCUCGAUCAUCUGGAUCCUCUACUUCUCAUAUCACUACUUUGUUGACACUCUAUCUUCAAACACCUUACAAACACAUCCGAGAAUUGACUGCAAAACUGUUGAACCAGACCUUGUCUGAAUCGUUUAUGUUUAGACAUGAUUCUGAAGAAGUGCAACUCUGGCUAAAUGCAUUGCCUCAAAAUCAUAACUCGUUUGAUCUGACAAUGUCCAGCACACAACAAGCCGUUCUUCAAUUUUUGGAUAACUGUAUCAGCAGAUUCAGCAAAGCACAAUACAAGUAUACGGAUCAGUUAGUUGACCUUGUUAACAAAGUGAAUUCAGAACACCUUUCCAGCGAAAACGCAUUGAUCCGUGCGUUUGUAUCAUCCAAUAUAAGCACUGCAUCUGACUAUAAGCAUCCUUUCAGUCCUCUCUUGUUGACCUUGUGCGAAAACAUAAACUUUAUCAAAACAGAUAGACAACCUGCCAUAUUCUAUAUCACUCGCCUGAUUUCACUUGUUUUGACCAAACAAAAUGUGCCAUAUUACAUCGAAGCAAUCUGCUCCAAACUAGAUCAACAAUUGGAUAGUCAAAGCGUGAUAUCUCCUCGUCAAGUUCAGCAAUGGACCAAGUAUGAAAUGAUUCUAUCAGCCAAAUUAUGUUUAGGACAAACUGUCGAUGGAACCUUAUCAGAACAAGUACGUAACAACACAAUUGAACAACAACUAUUAACUUUGAUCAAUCAACAAGAGGUCAGUAGUGUAGCUGAUUGUAAAAAAGAAUUUGUGGAUUUACUUGAGCAACUGCCCGUGUGCGUCCUUGAUCAACACCUUGAAAGAGUAGCAACAUUUUGCAGCGAACAAUUACAUUGGACAUCUUAUGAACCUUUGAUUGAUUAUCUUUGUAUCCGUCAUCCAUUGGCCGGCAGCAUCUUUUUUUAUACUGAUAUUGUUGAUAUGAAAUCAUUUGCUUCUAUGGAUUCUACACACACAGCGUCGUUACUGAAGAAAAUACCAUUUACUAGCUUAUUUUACAACAUUACCACAAACAAGUUAUACACAAACGUCUUUGCUGUUGAAGUAUUGAAGAAUGCAUUGAAUCACAUGAAGCCUCGAGAAUUGACUUGUGCUAAUCUGUUUGUUUUCCAACACCUGAACACCAUUUUGUUGCAUUCAGAAAGCAACUUUGAUGCACUCUUUUUCAUUUUUACUCUUGUACGCCAUAUUGUGCUACUCGUAAAACAAAUUCAAGAUGUCAAGAUACGUACAGACUUGUACAACUUUAUCUUCGCCCAUCCUUCAAUAAGCUAUCUUCGUUCUCAAGCUAUGGAUUUUAUUGUACAGCUAACCAAUAUAAAAGCUUUCCCUUCCAACAUGAAUAUCAAGCUCUUUGAAUUGGUGAUUGCAUUUAUUGAUGUAUUUGGCGAGGGAUCCAAUGCUCAAGCUCUUUUAGAUCAGGUUGUUCAAGUUGAUUUUGAUAGCCUUUCUAUUCUCGAUAAAAAACCGACCAAGAACAAUACUCUCAGCGAUGCAAUCAAGAAAUUAUUGAUUGUACUUGUUGAUUACAUGUAUAAAUUUGACACACAAGACUACAAGAUACCCAGCAAGGCAUUUGAAAUCAUUGCCCAGCUUUGGAAGCAACACGCCACAGAAAAAUUCAAUCUACAAGUAUUGUCUUUGCUUGAGUUGAGCUUGACAAAACAAAGACAAGACGAAGCUGAAACGAAGGCUGUCCAUGUUUUGCUACAAGUAUGCUGUGAACCCAUCAUCAAGCACAUUUUAGCUGGCAAACAAUGUACCAUAGACAUUGAUUCGCUUCGAUCUGCUUGUAUUUCUUCUUCAGUGGAUGUGGCUACAAUUGUGAUUGAACAUUUGACUGAUUCUCUAUUAUUGACUUAUCAAUUGGUGGAUGUGAUACAUAUUGGCUACGAUUUAUUAGAUGGUAAUCAAGACGACCAAAAUGAAUAUGUCAAGAGAGUUAUGGAACAUUUAUUGAAGCUAUUGACAUUUGCUGCUGAUGCUAAUGUGCUCUCUAAUGAGCCUCCAGAAGAAGCAUUCUUUGACAAACUUGUUGAAUGGAUGAAUAGCAUGACAUCUGAUUUUGAUUGGGCGAGUGAACUCAAUGCAGAGAUUGUUCGCGACUGCAUUCUAACUUCAUUGAUGGAUAACUUGGCUGAUGCUGAAGCCAUUCGUUUCGUCACGGCUCUUGUCAAGCGUGUUUAUGCAGAUUAUGAUAAGCUCGAGCCUAUUGAAACUUAUUUGCGACGUAUCUUGGAUCAUACCCAAUAUCAACAAUUAACAGCCCCUGAUGUAGCCAAACUGAUUGCUCGACAAGCACCAACCAAUGAUGCUCAACGCCUUGCCAUUCUUCAACUUGUUCAUGCGCUUAAUACUGUUCAACCACUAGUGAUUGCUAAGCACCAUGGUUUAUUAGAUCCUCUAUUGACCAGCUACAGUGCCACAACCACAUUAGCCGACAAAUUGAUUCUCGAUGUGCUCUUUUCUUGUGAGAAAUAUGGACGUGAAACUAUUUUACCAAAGAUGCUUAUGUGGGGUCCCGGCUCAGAUCGUACACGACAAGCUCAUGCUCAAGCUGGUACAUUGUUACAAGCCAAUUCUAUUUCUAUAGAAACACUUGGUCUUAUUGACCCUGCUCUGAUGAAAUAUACCUUUACUCACUUUCCUAGCGGAUGCGCACUCGAGAAACAAGAGCCUCAGUCCACACAAGCUUUCGUCUAUGAUUCUUCUUUCUUUUUCCCCUUGUUUGCCAAUUUGAUUUCUUCUGGUGCUGUAGACUGCCGCAAGUUUAUCGAAUGCAAUGGUUUGGGUUUUGUGAUGAUGGGCUUAUCUUGUUCAGAUGAACAUUUGCGUAGUGUAGCCUAUCAAAUGAUGGAUCAAUUCUAUGUGAUGGUAGAGCAUGCUCGUUUUAGAGAGCAACCUUCUGUUAUGUUUGUGUUGGAAGCAUUUAAGAAUUCAAUCAUCGGUCGAUCUGAAGUGGAUGUACCACCUAGAAUUCCUUCAGCCAUUACUGUUUGCACAGCACAUGCAUUGUCAAUCCUGCUUCAUCCAGAGCAUUUCAUGUUGCCUCAUAUUUCUACAUGGAUCUUGCAAAACUCUACUUUUGACUUUAAUUAUGUGCCAAUGUUUACCUUUUUGUUCACUUCGUCAAAUCCCAAUCACAAAAAGGAACGCCUUUGGUUACUCUAUGUUUUGUCUUCUUCAUUGCGUACAUUUGAAGACUACAAGAUCUUUUCUAGACAAAGUGUGUUUGAUUUAAUAGCCAAUUUUUAUAACUCUGCUUAUGCAGAUCAAAUGAGUAAAAAGGCCAUUAUUGAAAUUAUGGAACAAGCAACGGCAAUUCCUAAUGUCACAUCGAAUUUGAUUCAAUACAAUGGUCUCUUGGCCUGGAUCCAUCAAGCAUUGGCUUUUGCAUCUGAUCAAGAGGAAUAUAAAGCAUGGGAAAAGAUUUUAAAUGCAGCUAUGGCUAGUGUAGGCAAAUUAGAAAAGGUGCCUGAAAAAGUGCAGUCCAUGCUAAAGGACGAAAAGACAAUUCUAACAGAACUGAAAUAAAAAAAAAUACAUAACUGCUUGCGUUU